CAGGAAAGAUGCCCGCAUCGCAAACUGGAAUUGGCAGCUUUUUCUUGGAGCGGAACAUCAGCAUGCCGACUGGAUACCAGAUCCCGGUGCUGGGAUGCCCACCGGGUUUGCAGCAGCAACAGGCUCAGCAUCUGGCAGCGAUGGCAGCCGGAAUUCCAAUAACGUACUCUGGACUACAGGGAUACAACUUCAUACCCUAUCCACACCACAGGCACAUCACACACAUGAACAACGGGUUCGACUUGAAGGCCGCCUCUCCUUACCAUCACGCGCUACUGGCUCGAGGGGGGGCUUUCUAUCCACCGUAUCGCCCUGGAGUAGCCGAGGAUCCCGGUAGGGUCGCCAAAGUGGCCACCCGAGAGAGCACCGGGGCACUCAAGGCCUGGCUUAACGAGCACCUGAAGAACCCGUAUCCGACCAAGGGCGAGAAAAUCAUGCUCGCCAUCAUCACUAAAAUGAGCCUCACGCAGGUCUCCACCUGGUUCGCCAACGCAAGGCGACGCCUGAAGAAGGAGAACAGGGUCAGCUGGGCGUGUAAGGGGAAAUCAGACGAGGAGGACGACGAGCAGGAGGGAGAGAGCGACGACGCCGACAGUUCCAUGCAGAACGGUCAUCUGGAUGAGGAAGAGCCUCAAAGUGACCCCGCACACACCGAUGAGCACGAGGACGGCGCGUUGGACAGCUCGGCGUGUGUGGAGGCGCGGUUGGAGAUGCCGCAGCAGCCAAGCAGCGAGCACGAAGACAGCAAACUGGCACUUGUAAAGAAAAUUGAAAAGAGUGACGCUGAUCACACGCUCUCUGCUUUGGAGAGUAAAGAAAACAUUGCCAGUCAGAAACCCAAAAUCUGGUCUUUGGCCGAGACCGCCACCUCAGAGACUGUGAAGAAACCCCUGGACAAUAUUUACCACCCGGCCGGUAAACUGUGGGCUGAGUGGGCGUCCAGAAACGGACUGUUCGUUCCGUCAUGUUACACCACUCAUGAAAUUGUCUGAGUGGGUAUGUAGACACACAUAAGAGACACUUUUCCACAUCUAUGCACUUUAAUCUUUCAAAUCUCAGGUCGAUUAUUCCUGAAGUUUGCAGUAAAACGAAAACCUGUUUUGAGACCAAAGACUAAAAACAUGUUGUAAAUAAAUUGUAGAUGUAUUUUUCCAUCGCCAACGUGUAAAUUAUGUUUCCU
Molecule: messenger RNA, 1180 nt
Organism: Cyclopterus lumpus (lumpfish)
Lineage: Eukaryota; Metazoa; Chordata; Actinopteri; Perciformes; Cyclopteridae
Gene: irx7
Product: iroquois homeobox 7
Exons: 2
Coding region: 9-992 (327 amino acids)
Biological process (GO): neuron differentiation; regulation of transcription by RNA polymerase II; cell development
Cellular component (GO): nucleus
Molecular function (GO): DNA-binding transcription factor activity, RNA polymerase II-specific; RNA polymerase II cis-regulatory region sequence-specific DNA binding
Source: RefSeq, a predicted model, not a curated record